Adineta ricciae is the source of this 1620-nucleotide messenger RNA. The record is from the annotation of a GenBank genome assembly. NCBI's taxonomy places the organism in Eukaryota, Metazoa, Rotifera, Eurotatoria, Adinetida, Adinetidae.
AUGCUGAAGAUGCUGCUAACAUAUGUUUUAAUUAUAUGGUAUGUUCAAGCAAUACCAGAAUAUGAAAUGAAUAUGUACAAUACUGAUCGACAUCAAAACGGAUAUUGUCUUUUAUAUUAUGUACCGGACUUUAUUUUCAAAGGUCUUUUUUAUGUUCUUCCGUAUAAACAUGCACAUAAAAUAAUUCCAUAUUGUCUUCGACCAUUAGAAGAUGAUAUUCUCCUCGUCGAUGAUAAAUUUUCUAAUUCUAAUCAUUUUAACUAUACUUUCGGUGAAUUACGAAAUCAAAAUAUAAGUAGUCUGAUGUUAUUAUCUUGGUCAGCUCCUAUCGAACUGGUUGAAUACUAUCAAAUGUUUCUGGAAAAUGUUUCGCAGUCAUCGUUGUGCGAAAAAGAAAUGUUAUUCUACAACUGUACAUCAAAUUGGUUUGGGCCCUUCUGUCGCUUUAGAUUCGAUUUGACACCUGGUCAAUCACUGGACCAGAUUAUAUAUUUCUACUUUAGAAAUAGACCCUUUGUUACAACUGAUACAAAGAUAACAUAUUAUAAAGAUCAUAAUUGUAUGUCAGUUUCGUCGUAUUUAGACUGGCGCGACAUUUGUAAUAAGAAAAUGGAUUGUCUCGAUGGAUCUGAUGAAUCGAAUUGUUGGCAACUUGAAAUAAAUGAAUGUGCUUCGAAUGAAUAUCGAUGUUACAAUGGUCAAUGCAUUCCAGAAGAUUUCGCCUUUGAUGAUGAAAUGAAUCCAGAUUGUCAAGAUGGAACAGACGAAAUUUAUCAUGCGUUUCAGUACAGUUUUUGCUAUAACGAUCCUACUUUUCGAUGUAAAGAGUCUACAUGCGAUCCGAGCGAAAGUAUUCUUUUUAGUCUCAGUUACCGGUGUCGAUGGGAGACAGAAUCUUGGUUCCCAGCUGUCCGUAACGAAUCAUUGAUUACUGAUAAUUGUGCAAAAAUUUUGGGUUGUUUAAUUGGAAUCAGUUCGUGUAAAAAUGUUUGUUUAGAAAGCAGUUGCAUGCGAAAAGAAUGUCCAUCUAUAUAUGAAUUUCCUCCUGGCCCUAUUCUCUUUGGACAUGUACGCUUUCUGUUCAAUACAAGCGAUCUACACAAGAACUCCGGAGACUCUCUUUUACCAACCUAUAUAUGCUACGAUGAAACACUUUGCCGUGAUUUUCUUCCAGCUACAAUUUAUUUAAACGAUUCAGCUUGUCGUCGUUUUCAUGAGUUUGGUUUCGAAGCAGAGAGCGCGAUUGUUUUUGCAGCACGUCUGAAUAUUGUCGAAGAAAAAUUUCGCAGGUGUCUAGUGAUACCGAACGCGACUUAUUUUUGCAAUCAUCCAACCCUAUACCAAUGUUUGAAUUCAACAAAAUGUAUCUCAAAACAUCGUCUAGUUGAUGGCAUACGAGACUGUCCAUUCGAUGAUGAUGAAACAUUCAAUGAGAGUUGUUUAUUUCUCGAUGCUCACAAUCGUUUUAAAUGCUCAAUAAAUGAUACAAUAACAUGUCGAGCACCAAUGAAUCUUGGAAGUUCCUCGGCAUUUUGUCAAUAUGUUAUUCUCGACACUUCCAGUUCACGUAUUGUGCGCACUAUUCCACUCCUAGUAGAACAUCUUGUAAGUAAGAUUUAA